Messenger RNA from Neocloeon triangulifer, 2432 nucleotides. RefSeq lists its product as uncharacterized. The record is from RefSeq and is a predicted model, not a curated record. The transcript has 5 exons. The coding region runs from base 1022 to 2248 and encodes 408 amino acids. NCBI's taxonomy places the organism in Eukaryota, Metazoa, Arthropoda, Insecta, Ephemeroptera, Baetidae.
GUGUAUAAUUACUGAAUAUAUUCUAUUGUAUCAUUGUCAUAGUUGUUUAUUUUUACGGAGGAACGCAUUCAUUUAUUAUUGAUUUCGUUGUUGUUUAAUUAAUUCUUUAUAUUCUCUUUGUUUGAAAACAAUUCUAAUUUUAUCCCCAACAUAUAUCUUUCCGCCUUAAUUUUUGUUCAGUGUUUGGUUUAACACGUAUACAUGCUGUAGAAAUUGAAAAUUUCAUGAUCUGUCAUUUUUACACUAAAUUCCGUAGGCAAGGAAGUUGCAUUUGUCUGACCUCAGUCUUUUUCGGUAGCCCACUUGAUAGAAAUCUUUUGUACUGGAUUGAAACACGAAAAUACUCCAAGCUUGUUGUACAAAACAAAACGUGCAGAGCGUUUUAAUUUUGAACAUAAAUUAAUGUGCUGUAGAAACGGAGUUAAACACUGUUGAUUUCAAAACAGAUGCGAUUAGCUGGUUGUUGAUGAAUUAUUUAGUUUGAAAAUAAUGUUUCAGAUAAAAUCAGCUGCCUUGUUUGAACCAAAGUUAUACAUAAUGAAUGUAAUAAAAUUUCUAUCCAUGCCAAAUUAGUCUCUUUGUUAAAAAAAAAUUUAUUUCUUACUUUUCUUCCAAAAAUAUGCUGCACAAGCGGCUAUAAAAUGUUUUACUUAAUGCAGAUUGCAUAAAUCUAAAAGAACGAUGCAAAAUAUUGUUUACCCAGCAAUGAAUUACAUAGAAAACAAAAUUUUCAUGCCAAUAAAUUUUUAUAGAAAAUUUUAUCUUCUAAAAAUGUAUUCUAUAAAGGCAAAUGAAGCGUCACUGGUGUAAAAUAAUGAAUUUAGCAAAGCGGCACGCGGUAGAUUUUUUUUCAAUAGCAGGACUUGAGCAAGUUGCACACCUGGGAGUUGCUACGCAACCAUGCGUAGCUUUACAAGCCACGCGAGGGGUGAAAAUAAACAAAUUACCAAAAUUAAUACCACAGGGUUCACUAUACUUCACGCAUGAAGAGCCCGAAAUACACAGAUAUCCAGCCUAAAAUAUGGCGCCUGGAAGAUUUAGCACGUCGAGCCGGUUCCCAAAGUCCUCCACGCCGACCAGCACAAGCAGCAACAAGAGUGACACUUCAAGCGCAACUUUUGAGCUGUCGAUAGUAGGCCUGCCGGCGCCUCGCUCACGCAGCACCACUUCACACAACAAUGCGGCGCUGACAGAAAAGCGAAGGGCACUCAAGUCGGCGCCAAGCACUAACGCGAGGGCGAGUGCGAGAAAAUUUAAUGAGAGGUGCGAAAAGAAGGGUGAACGACCCUGGACGUCUAAUAAAAGAAAGUCUUUGCAAAAUGCCUGGUCGUUCGGAAGCGACCAGAAGCCGCCAUCUGACGACGAGUCGCAUUUAGAAAAAGUCAAAAGUAUCAGUUCAAAGGGCAGCGAAAGGUCGUCCGUGACCCUGAAUUCCAUGUGUUCAAUUUCUGCGUCCAGCGCAGGCGACGUUUCAUCCUUUGAAGACGACUCCGCCAGUGAGUCAAUCAAAUCAGAAGAGCCGCCGCUUUUAAAGAAAAAAGAAUGCCGAUUUGAUAAAAAAUUCAGCUUUCCCGUACCUGCCCGGGUUCUGGAAGAGAAAUUGACAAAUUUUCCACAUGAAGCAGAUGCUGACGAAAUUUUAAUUGACAAAGGAAAGACUUUGGCUCGGAGAAGUGAAAUUGACGAAUUGGACGAAAAAAUUGAGUAUCUGGAUAUUGAUUCAGAAUCAGAUACAACCACAGAAAAACUAUUCACAAUGCAAGGAAAGGUUCUUGAGCUUUUGGAAAAUCAGCAGUCUUGCACAAGACAAACUUGGCUCGUUUUGCAACAAUUGAGCGCCAGUCUGGAUUCCAUGACCAAAAGGUCGUCCACGGAAGAGCGAAAACGUACAAAUUUUCCCUCACCAGCUCCACUUCCGGAGACACUUCUAUUGAAAGAGGCUGCAGGUUGUGCCCUCAGAUUGGCAGAUAUUUUAUCUUUGAUUGGAACUUCAGUUAGCAGCCAAACUGAUCAGCCGCAAAAGAAAUUGGCUCCUGAAAUAGCGACUGUCCCGCAAAUGCCGGCGUUUUUCAAGUUGACUGCAGAAGAUUUGCAGGCGCAGAAGCGAAAACUUCAGCCUUUGAUCCUGGAACAAGAAGCUCCGCAAAGAGAAGAGAUCUUUGAGCAGUUGAGCGCCUCUUUAGCGCUACGAAGGGCAAGAAUUUCGCAAUCAGAUUGCGGGUCAACCAUUUCUGACGAAUGGAAAUAACUUUACAUUGGAAAUUUUAUUUUAUUAUUAACUAUAGGGACCAAAAUAUAAUGUAUGAUAAUAAACCCCUGAUUGUUCAAAUUAUAAUAAUUUCUUCCAGAAUUAUGAAAAUGUGUAAUAUUUGUUAAUGAAUUAAGUAAAUAAUAAUAUGCUUGUAUGGGUAAAAUUAAAAUAAACUUAAGUU